GAAAAAUAUUGUUUAUUUACUUAUUUAUAUUUAAAUUAUGUAUGAAAAAUAAUUUAUUAAUACGUUGAUUUAUCAUAAUCUCGCUAUUGCUAAAAUUCUUAUUCGAUUCUUGUUAGCAACCAUGCAGGUUUGUAGAGUUUGUUUAGAUGGGAACACAAAGUUAUUCUUCAUGAAAAAUCAAAAUUUAUCUCUUAUUUAUGAGCAGAUUACUGGAUUAAAUAUCACACAAGACUGCCUCCCACACCACAUAUGCUGGGAGUGCACUCAGAGGCUACUCAACUCUUGGAGCUUCCGAACCAAAGCUCUAAGGAGUCACACUCUUAUGUUGGAUAUCCUCCAUACUAAUUCCUACUUAUCUGAUGAGAGUUUAACUUCCAUCGAUCGCUACUCUAACAACCUAACAUCCACACUGUCAUACAAAACUUUCGAUGUAAAUCACAAUGAUCUACACGUCCAUGAUAAUUCUGUAUGCACAGUCAAAUCUGACAAUUUACUUACAAAAUGGCCGGAUGAUUACGAAAAUACAGAAAAAAUUAACCCUGAAGAGGAAUUAAAACUUAAUAUAGCAAAAGAUGACACUUAUCAUAGAAAUUUUGAUGAUGACCGUAGGUAUGAAGAUUCCAAUGCAUCUGAUUCUUCAUCCAAUCACAAACCUAAAGACAAACAUGAUAUUUAUGACGGAGUAUUCGAUGAUACUGUUGUUUCAAACGAAACUGUUACGACUAAACACAAAACAAAACUCAAACAUAAAGUUACUAACAAGAAAAUCAAGAAAAAACACGACAAAGGAGACUUACAACAAAUAGAUUUUACUAAAAUCGACAAAAGACGUCGGCCAGCCAACGAAGUGUUAAAUGAAGAUAUAUUUACAAUAACUAACUUAACGUUUGAAGAGCAAAUGUUGGAAAUUUGUAAACAACAGGAAAGCAGUAAUUAUAAGCAAUCCGAAUUCAAAUGCUGCAAGUGCUACAAAGGAUUUCUUGAUGAAGACGCUUUCAAAUGUCAUAUGAUCCGACAUACAGACCAAAGCGGGACUUACGAAUGUGAAAUAUGUAAGGUGCGUUUCAAAAAGAAGCACGCUUUGAGGAACCACAUGGCGUCCCACGUGCAGAAGUUCAGCUGUCGACAAUGUACUUACGUCACUACUAGAAGACAUGCGGCGAAAUUGCACGAAGAUUACCAUAAUGGAACUCGAUAUCAAUGUCCACAUUGUCAAGAAGAUUUUAGCAAAUUCUCGACGUACAUGAGCCAUAUUCGUAUAAAACACCCGUCUGAUAUCGUGUGCGAGCUAUGUGGACACUCCUUCAUCAGCGCCAAGGGGUUGGGACUCCACAAGAAGCUGAAACACAGGUUCGACGAGCCGAUGCCCGCAGAUGGUCCUCAUUGCGAGUUAUGUGACGUUCAAUUCAUAUCACUCGAAGCGCUUCUCGUUCAUCGAAGGUCAUCAGCUAAACACACAGAUGAAAUGGAAGACGGAGAUAUUGUCCGCAAGAAGAAGCAUAGAAGUAGCACAGAAGAGAACGGAACAGAGAAGAAGGACACCUCACAGAAAAAAAGACAUAAAAAUACAAAGCCCGAGGGGCCCAUACCUUGUGAACAGUGCGACAUGCAACUACCGGACUCAAUAUCGUACUAUCGCCACUUCCGUCGGUCGCACCCGGACAAGAAUCGAACCAACUACCCCUCCAUGAAGACCAAGUGCAUGUGCGAGGUCUGCGGGAAGAUGUUCCAGAGCCUAGCGCUGCUACAGGACCACAGUUUCACCCACACAGACUUGAAGCAGUUCAAGUGUGCACAGUGCGGGAAGUGCUUCCAGAGGAAAUAUAGGCUGAUAGCGCACCGGCGCCUACACCAGGCGGCGCGAGCGUCCCACGCAUGCUCCGUGUGUGGAAAGAGGUUCACCACCGCCAGCAACAUGCAGAGACAUAUGGUGAGCCACACAGGCCUAAAGCCAUUCAAAUGCGAAAUGUGCGGUAAAUGCUUCAAGCACGCGAGUGAGAAGCGAGUCCACAUCACAUACGUGCAUCUGAAGAAGCCCUGGCCGAAGAGGAGUCGAGGGAAGAGGAGGAGCGACAGUAGACAGGCACAAGCAGCGCCGCCAGACCCCGACCAGGACAUAGUGCAGCCGCUGUGGCCGCCAUGCAGUGACCCUAAGGUCAACGAUCAGCCUGUCGACAAGCCCUUGUACUAUAACUUGAAGAUUUAACUAAACUUACUUUGUGGCACACAUUUUUUUUUGACGUGACUUAUUGUAGAUUUGCCGCAGAUGGCAUAAACUACUUGGCCGGACAAAUGGGGAGCGCUGAGGGCUCUCACCCGGUACAACGUUUAAGACAACAGGCCUGAGGGUGCCCAAGGCGCGAACCUCGGCUCAGGGCGUCUAUUAUCAUACUCAGAGCAUACUCUAGUCAUUACUUAAAUUAUCAAAUGUAUUCAUAAAUGAUCUCGUAGAAUAUAACAUGUAUUAUAAAAUAAAAAUUGUGUUAUUAGAAUAUUUCUAUCUAUCAUAUAGAGUAGACAUGUGCCGACUGGCCGAUAGUCGGCCUCAGAAAACCGAUUAGUUGGCCUCAAAAAGCCGAUUAGUCGGCCAUAGUAAGCCAAUUAGUCGGCCCCAGUAAGCCAAUUCGUCGAUCCCAGUAAGCCAAUUAGUCGAUCCCAGUAAGCCAAUUAGUCGGCCCCAGUAAGCCGAUUAGUCGGCCCCAGUAAGCCGAUUAGUCGGCCUCAGUAAGACGAUUAGUCGGCCUCAGUAAGACAAUUAGUCGGCCUCAGAAAGCCGACUGGAUGGCCUCAGAAAGAGGAUUAGUUGUUAAUAUACAAAAAAUAUGAAGAACGUAUUAGUUGAUAAAAAUGGGUAUCAAAUAUAUUAUUUCAAGUAUAUUGCCUUUUCAAGCUAAAAUUUUCAAAGCCGACUAAUCACAGACUACGAUAUUUGCCCACUAAUCAGCAUUUCCGCCAAUUGAUGCAUCUAUAGAACUACAAAACAGUAAUAAUUUUGUUUAUUUCAUAAUAAAAUAUUAUUUCAACA
Pectinophora gossypiella (pink bollworm) is the source of this 3025-nucleotide messenger RNA. Its product is annotated as zinc finger protein 816-like. The record is from RefSeq and is a predicted model, not a curated record. Gene Ontology annotation, cellular component: nucleus. Bases 122 to 2206 code for a protein of 694 amino acids. The transcript has 14 exons. NCBI's taxonomy places the organism in Eukaryota, Metazoa, Arthropoda, Insecta, Lepidoptera, Gelechiidae. Gene Ontology annotation, molecular function: zinc ion binding.